Messenger RNA from Rana temporaria (common frog), 1988 nucleotides. It is a transcript of the gene CFAP52, whose product is annotated as cilia and flagella associated protein 52. Gene Ontology annotation, molecular function: protein binding. Lineage: Eukaryota; Metazoa; Chordata; Amphibia; Anura; Ranidae. Bases 71 to 1927 code for a protein of 618 amino acids. The record is from RefSeq and is a predicted model, not a curated record. The transcript is spliced from 14 exons. Gene Ontology annotation, biological process: cilium assembly.
CGGGUAAACACAAGGAAGAGCCGGUUACUAGGAGACCGGAGGAAGCGGCAGACAGAAAUCAUCUCAAGACAUGGAGUCCGAGGGGCAGGAGGGAGACAUGCAGCUGGAGCUGGACUCAGUCAUCGGCUUUAAUGGCCACGUGCCCUCUGGGCUGAUCUCUCACCCGGACCGGGAGCACCUCAUCUACCCCUUAGGAUGCACCGUCGUCAUUGAGAAUCUCAACAAACACAAGCAGUACUUUCUUCAUGGCCACACCAACAAUGUCUCCUGUGUGGCCAUCUCCAAAAACGGACGGUACCUGGCAUCAGGGCAAGUCACCUACAUGGGAUUCAAGGCGGACAUUUUCUUGUGGGAUUAUGCUAAGAGAGAGUCUUGCGGCAAACUGACCCUGCACAAAGUGAAAGUGGAGGCCCUGGCAUUCUCACCAAACGACCAAUACCUGGUGUCACUGGGAGGGCAGGAUGAUGGCAGCGUGGUCCUAUGGAAUGUGAUAACCAAAGAACCUAUCUGCGGGAGCCCAGCGUCAUCGCUCAGUGCCGGACAUGCCGUGGGCGUCUCCUUCUCCAACAACAGGGACGAUGUCUUCAUAACUAGUGGACACGGCACACUCCGUGUCUGGGAGGUGGACCUCCAGAACAGGAAGCUGCGUCCAACUGAGUGUCAGAUGGGUCAGCUGAAGAGGGUGGUCACCUGCCUGGUUGUGGCAGAAGAUGACAGCUGCUUCUACUGCGGCACCUCCACAGGAGAUAUCCUGAAGAUGAACACAAAGACCAAACUGCUGAACAGCUGUGGGCCCCAGAAAGGCAGAUUCACCCUGGGAGUGACAUCUCUGAAUUUGCUGAAAACAGGAGAGCUUCUGAUUGGCUCUGGAGAUGGGAAACUGUCACUCUGCAAAGAACCGAACUAUAAGGCAGCUAAGAAGGUCCAGCUGCAGGGGGCCAUCACCUCCAUCACCCUCCGGGGACAGGGCCACCAGUUCUUUGUGGGAACCUCUCAGGCGCAGAUCUACCGUUUCAACUAUUCAGAAUUUAAGGAGGAGCUUGUAGCGACGUGUCACAGCGAAGCCAUCAAUGACAUCGUCUUCCCCUUUGGUACUUCAGAGCUGUUUGCGACGUGUGCCAAAAAUGACAUCCGGGUUUGGCACACAACCAGCCACAAGGAACUGCUGCGGAUCACCAUACCCAACAUGACCUGCAACGCCAUCGAAUUUACUAGAGACGGCAAGAGCAUCCUAUCAGCCUGGAAUGACGGAAAGAUCCGAGCGUUCACACCCGAAAGCGGGCGACCCAUGUACCAGAUAGAAAACGCCCACAGCAUGGGAGUGACCGCCAUCGCAGUGACGAGCGACUGCAAGAGGAUUGUGAGCGGAGGAGGGGAAGGACAGGUGAGAGUGUGGGAGAUCGGAAGGGAAAGCCAGCGGCUCGUAGAAUCCAUGAAGGAACACAAGUCGGCGGUGUCCUGCAUCAAACUGAAGAGCAACAACCGGGAGUGUGUUACCGCCAGCUCAGACGGCGCCUGCAUCAUAUGGGACCUCGUGAGGUUUAUACGGAAACAGAUGAUCUUAUCCAAUACAUUGUUCCGCUGCGUCUGUUACCACCCCGAGGAGUUCCAGAUCAUCACCAGCGGCACCGACAGAAAGAUCGGCUACUGGGAAGUGUUUGAUGGCUCGCCAAUAAGAGGUCUCGAGGGAUCCAUGUCUGGCGCCAUCAAUGGAAUGGACAUAAGUGACAGCGGAAGUCACUUUGUGACAGGUGGGAACGACAAGCUGGUGAAGGUUUGGGAUUACAACGAGGGCGAGGUGACCCAAGUGGGCAUUGGGCACAGCGGAAGUAUCAGCCGGAUAAAGAUCUGCCCCCUCUCCCAAUACAUCAUCAGCGUCAGCAGUGACGGGGCGAUUCUGCGCUGGAAAUACCCGCAUCCCGUCUAGACCGCCCUCAGCCGAUAUCUUAGGACCUGUGGAAAGACGUUGUCAUUACUUUAAGAUUAAG